Molecule: messenger RNA, 756 nt
Organism: Penicillium macrosclerotiorum
Lineage: Eukaryota; Fungi; Ascomycota; Eurotiomycetes; Eurotiales; Aspergillaceae
Product: mitochondrial 54S ribosomal protein uL6m
Exons: 3
Coding region: 1-756 (251 amino acids)
Biological process (GO): translation
Cellular component (GO): ribosome; mitochondrial large ribosomal subunit
Molecular function (GO): structural constituent of ribosome; rRNA binding
Source: RefSeq, a predicted model, not a curated record
AUGUCGUCCUUAAGCCAGCGCUGUACCCGGCAGCUCCUCCGGGAGCCAUUCCAGCGUGGCUCACUACCACUAUUUCUCACACCUGCAUUCUCAUCCCCCCGUGCACAAUGCUUCUCAACCACGGUCCCAGCGCAAUCGAGAGUCGGAGGCGCCGCCAUCUCCGUUCCCCCGGAGGUCUCAUUGAAUCUUGUUGAUAUCCCAAAAUCAACGGUCCGGGUACGAGGAAAGGAUACGCCAAAAUUUGCAGCGCAUAUCAAGGGUCCUAAGGGCGAGAUGAUCCUUGACAUUCCCUCAUUUCUCAACGUCAACCAAGAUGCGACUAGCCAGAAGACCACCUUGUCAGUCGUCGACCCAGAGCAGCCUCAUCAGCGUGCGAUGUGGGGUACUACACGCGCUCUCCUCCAGAAUCACAUCACCGGGGUGUCCGAAGGCCAUAUUUGCGUUCUAAGCCUUGUCGGUGUGGGUUACAGGGCAACUAUUGAGUCCAAAGCGACGACCGUCAAUCCUUCCUUCCCUGGCCAACAGUUCGUCUCGUUGAAGGUUGGCUUCUCGCACCCAAUCGAGCUUCCUAUCCCACAGGGAAUCCAGGCCAGCACACCCCAACCCACCCGUAUCCUCCUCGAGAGCGUUGACAAGCGUCUGGUGACCCAAUUCGCCGCCGAGAUCAGGGAAUGGAGAAGGCCGGAACCGUACAAGGGCAAGGGUAUCUUUGUUAACGGAGAGACCAUUAAGCUCAAGGCGAAAAAGAUCAAAUAG